Messenger RNA from Xenopus tropicalis (tropical clawed frog), 4552 nucleotides. RefSeq names its product GRB2 associated regulator of MAPK1 subtype 1 (gene garem1). The record is from RefSeq and is a predicted model, not a curated record. The coding region runs from base 361 to 3000 and encodes 879 amino acids. Gene Ontology annotation, biological process: positive regulation of ERK1 and ERK2 cascade. Lineage: Eukaryota; Metazoa; Chordata; Amphibia; Anura; Pipidae. The transcript is spliced from 6 exons.
CCCUUCCAGGCCGGUUUAGUCCGAGGAGGCGGGGUUUGUCGGGGCUGCGCAGGCGUCUCCUACACCCUGUUGAUUAGUCAGAGGACUAAGUGCUGCUAUGGCGUUUCAUACUGUCGGCAGAAAGGCAGUAACAGCAGCGAGGGAAACGCAAGGAGACGAGAAAGAGAGACAAGGGCCAAAGCGAGCAGCGUUUCUCAGCUUCCAUCAGAACCUGUCCCGGUAGUGGCACUGGCUGACCCGCAACUGACCAUGCGUCCUGGGGCGCACAGCCUGGAGCAGGGAACUAGCCACAGACUGGGCUAAAGUCCUUCCCAGCGCUACCCGGGGCACCCGUACAGUGCAGCAGCCCCUCUAGAAAGGAUGGAACCCCCUGUCCCCCCUCUGAAGGAUGUCAAGUGGAGCUCGGCCUCCUUCCCUCUGGACCUGCUUGUGAGCUCCUAUCGGCUACCCCAGCUUGCCCGGGCAGACUGCGCAGGAGAAAACAUUGAAGGCUUGCGGGAGAAUGACUGUCUCUUGAUUCACUCCUGUCGGCAAUGGACAACCAUCACUGCUCACAGUUUAGAAGAGGGGCAUUAUGUCAUUGGUCCAAAGAUUGAGAUUCCUGUGCAUUAUGGAGGGCAGUUUAAGCUGCUGGAACAGGACCGGGAUAUAAAGGAGCCAGUACAGUAUUUUAACAGCGUGGAGGAGGUGGCAAAAGCAUUUCCUGAGCGAGUAUACGUCAUGGAGGAAAUAACAUUUAAUGUUAAGGUAGCUUCAGGAGAGUGCAAUGAAGAUACUGAGGUUUACAAUAUUACGCUGUGCACUGGGGAUGAGCUAACAUUAAUGGGGCAGGCAGAAAUUCUUUAUGCAAAAACAUCCAAGGAGAAGUCCCGACUCAAUACCAUUUUUAAGAAGAUUGGAAAGCUGAACUCGAUCAGCAAACUGGGCAAAGGCAAAAUGCCCUGCCUCAUAUGCAUGAACCAUAGAACGAACGAAAGCAUCAGCCUCCCGUUUCAGUGUAAGGGAAGGUUCAGCACUCGCAGCCCUCUGGAGAUUCAGAUGCAGGAAGGAGAACACACGAUACGCAACAUUGUGGAGAAAACAAGAUUGCCCGUAAAUGUAACUGUGCCUAGCCCACCCCCUAGAAAUCCCUAUGACCUUCAUUUCAUACGGGAAGGGCAUCGGUACAAAUUUGUCAACAUCCAGACCAAGACUGUUGUAGUUUGCUGUGUGUUACAGGGCAAUAAAAUAAUCCCCAUGCAUUUUCCAUUGCAUUUAUCAGUCCCAAAGUUUAGCCUUCCAGAAAAUCUCGUCAAGGGAGAAGUGUGGCAAGACUCUGUAGUGCAGCACUGGUACAACACAUGCCAAGAACAAUUUGAUAUAGAAGAAUACUCUCGGGCAGUGAGGGAUGUGAAAGCAGACUGGAGUGAAGAGUGCAAAAGCCCUAAAAAGACAUGGUGUUCUGGCCACAGCCAUAUACCAAAUUCCCUCAGUUACGCUCGGGAUGAACUGACUCAGUCAUUCCAUAGGCUUUCAGUUUGUGUCUAUGGAAACAAUCUUCACGGAAACAGUGAGGUGAAUCUGCAUGGCUGCAGAGAUCUUUGCGGGGAUUGGGCCGUUUUUCCUCAAGAUUCCCCACAGUAUCAGGACUCGUGUGAUAGUGGAAGUGAUUACCUUUUCCCUGAAAGCAGUGAAGAACUAACAAGUCUACCAGCCAAGCCAGAACUUCCUUAUGAGGAGUUAUGGCUAGAACAAGGAUCAGUUAAAAGGAGUGCGCAGCCUCUCACACGGUCACAAAGUGAGAAAAACAAAUGUGAUCCAUUCAGAGGUUCACUUCCCUCUCGGUGCGGCACGUCAUCUCUUCCCUCUCCUGGAUCUCUUCUGACAACUAAGAGUUUGGAUGUAUCCCUACCUCCACCUCCAGUGCCUCCAAAAUCUGAAGCUGUAAAAGAAGAAUGCAGACUUCUGAAUGCUCCGCCUGUGCCUCCACGCAGUUCCAAGCCAUCAUCCCCCACUCCAUCUGUUUCACCAGCGGCUGGAAAAAUUGCACGGCAGCAAACAAGAUCCCCCAGCCCUACCCUUUCUUACUAUUCAUCAGGUCUGCAUAGCAUAGGCAUCACGGAAAGUGAAACGACCAACUCGUCAGAUAAUUCUCAAGUUUCCUGCUAUCCAUGUAACUGGAUAAAAAACGAAAGCGUUGGUCUUGAAAGCGAUUUAACUUGUGGUAGCACAUCGUCAGAAGCCCUGCCUUCCCGAUUAUCCUGGCCAAACCGAUAUUGUGGUGGGGCAGAAGGCCUUAACGUGAAUGAUUUACCUAUGGAUCAGUGUCGCAGUUAUUAUAGUUACCCUCGACAAAAGACACCAGGAACACCAAAGAAAAAUUGUCCAGCUCCAUUUGACUUUGGUGGCUGUGGUUCUUUUACUGGGUGCAACCAGGUGGCACAAGGUGACCUCUCAGACAUUGUCCCAGGCUGUCCAAAGUCUGCAAGCUACUCACUAGAAAGUUCCACUGAUAGAAUGAUAUCUGACAAUAGCACGAAACAAAGCUUGUCAUGUCCUGCCUUACCACCUCGUGCACCAAAAUCCAGUGAAGGCAAUGCUCUCUUGGAACCCUUGUCUCUGCCUAUGAAGAUUGAUGGAGCCGAAGAGGAAAUUCAGACUUGCUCUCCAGACUUUUCAGAAGAACAUUAUCUUGCUAAAAAGGGUGUUCAGGAUAUUUUCUCUAUUUCCUACCCAUUCUCCUCACCACUUCACAUGCAGCUAGCUCCUAGGUCUUGCGGGGAUGGGUCUCCUUGGCAACCACCAACUGAUCUUUCAGGACUCUCGGUUGAAGAGGUGUCAAAAUCCCUUCGAUUCAUUGGUUUGUCAGAGGACGUGGUGUCAUUUUUUGUUUCGGAAAAAAUUGAUGGAAAUUUACUUGUCCAGCUAACAGAAGAAAUACUCUCAGAGGACUUUAAGUUAAGCAAGUUACAGGUGAAAAAAUUAUUACAAUUUAUUAACGGCUGGCGACCGAAGAUGUAGUCAUUGGGGUACUACAAAGGGUACUGAUCAAAGCUUUUUAGCACUUGUCAAAGUGCUAGUGUUAUUUGUACAAUCUGCAAAUGUUUUGCACUAAGGAGUAGUCUUGACUGUAUAUUAUCCUACAAAAGAAGAAACACUUACUAUGCAGUGAAAGGUACGAGUGGAUGAAUCAAUUAGUACUGUAUCUCAAUGCAAACAUUGUAAAACAACACUCACAGUGUGCCUUGGGCAUCACUGAAUACUAAGCAGCUGCUACAAUAUUUUAAGUUAAAGGGAAAUAACAUUUAUAAGCUUCAUAUAAACCUGUCAUGUAUAUUAGGAGCCAAAGCUUAAGAGAUAAAGUAAGAUGUAACCAGUUGGCCACAAUGGUAGCCAGCUUAGUAGGUUUCCCUCUAAAGGGUCAUGAUGGAGCACUUCUGUUUAAUUACAUUCAUUGUCCAGUACUGGUGACUUACCUUCUAAUAACGAAUUUAGAGAAUUAGAAUUCAGAUUUUAUCAGCAGUUGCCAUGGCAGAAUUCUACAUUUAGAUUCUGUUCUAAAAUGUUUUACUUCAACACGCUCAAGCUGUACUUUAAUGGGCCUUGCCCUUAACCAAAAAGCUUUUAUAGAAACCUAAAGCUGGCCGUAAACAUUGAGAUUUUUCCCUAACAACCAGUUUAGUGUGAUCCGAGAAAUCCAUCAAAUUAUCAUAAGGUGGGCACUGAGCGAUCGUACAUAUAGCUAUUUUUCAUCCAUCAGUCAGAGAAUGGAACAUUUUCAUUGUUAAAAAUGACAUUUACCCAUUGUCAGUUUGUUUGCAGGACCAGGCAGGUAGUUCUCCUAGUUUCAACUAGACGAUUUUGCUUGAAAUGGCUGUUUUAUGUUGGUGGACAAACCGUACUUUUAAACGAUAGUUUCAGGAUAAGCUUGGUCCUAUGAUAAUGUAUGGCCUUAGCCAAGUCUCCCGUUGGUCCUAUGAUAAUGUAUGGCCUUAGCCAAGUCUCCCGUUGGUCCUAUGAUAAUGUAUGGCCUUAGCCAAGUCUCCCGUUGGUCCUAUGAUAAUGUAUGGCCUUAGCCAAGUCUCCCGUUGGUCCUAUGAUAAUGUAUGGCCUUAGCCAAGUCUCCCGUUGGUCCUAUGAUAAUGUAUGGCCUUAGCCAAGUCUCCCGUUGGUCCUAUGAUAAUGUAUGGCCAGCUUUAGCUAAGUCUCCCAUUGGCCAGCCCUGCUAUUUCUGAAGGGAUAAUGAAGGCACAAUAGAGGGUGACAUUACUCAGAGAAGGUGUAUUACUGCAUCCUAAGAAUGGAACUGCUGCAUUGUGACAGGCACAGCUAGGUUUUUAUCUGGUGGCCCCAUUAGGUUUCAGGUAUAGCAGUAACUAAUAAAGUGCGGUUUUAACAUAGCGUUCCUUUCAUGUCCUAUUUUUAUGAUUAAAAUGUACGUAAUGACACAGAACAAAACCACUACCUGAGAUUUAGCAGCUCUUAUUGUGGUACAGCAAUGUCAUUCAUAAACAAUGUAUGUUUUCUUGUAUAUAUAAAUGUGUAUAAUAUAUAAACUUAUUUUCACUCAGUA